Messenger RNA from Camelina sativa (false flax), 1079 nucleotides. RefSeq lists its product as uncharacterized. NCBI's taxonomy places the organism in Eukaryota, Viridiplantae, Streptophyta, Magnoliopsida, Brassicales, Brassicaceae. The record is from RefSeq and is a predicted model, not a curated record. Gene Ontology annotation, cellular component: cytoplasm; membrane.
CUUUUAAAAGAUUUGGGCAAAACUCUCUGUUUCAACGGAGAAAAAGGAAUCAUUUUUAAUGGACGCAUUGGGAGGUUACGGCGGCGCUGGUGGUUUCUGGGGAUGGAAUGGAUUCGAUCAACGGAGAAAAAAGAAACCUUCCGGCGAUAGAGGCAAAAAAAGGAAUUCUGGAUCUUCGGAUUCCGUCGACGUGAGCAGAGACGCCGGCGGUUAUCGGUUUCCUUUGAAGCAAGCUGUGACGGCCGGCGCACUCACUUUCACCGGUGACACGAUUGCUCAGCUAUCUGGGAGAUGGAAAAAGAGAGCCGCUCUGAAACAAUCAUCUUCUGAGCUUGACGAGGGGGAGUUGUGGAACAUUUUCUCAGAACAUGACUGGAUUCGUGCCUUGCGGAUGAGUUCUUACGGGUUUCUCUUAUAUGGCCCUGGCUCUUAUGCAUGGUAUCAAUUCCUUGACCAUUCUUUGCCUAAACCAACUGCCACAAAUCUAGUGCUUAAGGUUCUGCUUAACCAAGUGAUACUUGGUCCAUCUGUGAUUGCUGUUAUAUUUGCUUGGAACAACUUGUGGCUGGGAAAGCUCUCUGAGCUGGGAAACAAGUAUCAGAAAGAUGCUCUUCCAACACUUCUAUAUGGGUUUCGCUUCUGGGUCCCCGUUAGCAUACUUAACUUUUGGGUAGUUCCGCUUCAAGCUCGUGUAGCGUUCAUGUCCAUGGGGUCGGUGUUUUGGAACUUCUACUUAUCUUCAACUAUGAGCAAGUAGAUACAUAAUAUAUUUGUAUCCUUCAGUUCAGCCUCACAGAGUGAUAAUAUAUCAUUCUGAAAGUUUUCAAUACCAACCAAAGCCGACGCGGAACCUCAUCAAGAUGCAGUUUAAAAUCUCUGUCAAACUCUCUUAGGUUUCUACGGUUUUUAAGAGAAAGAUAGGUUUCAGAUUGUUAAAUGUAUUUCUGUUUAAAAAGUUUUUUGUUGUUGUUAUACCUCUAUGGCAUCUUACAAUGAAGAUUUUGAUGUUAUAACUGGUUUACAAACACCUGCGGUAAUUUAAACAAAAAAAAUAUAUAUAUAUAUAUGUCGCAAAUAUA